Molecule: messenger RNA, 2060 nt
Organism: Seriola dumerili (greater amberjack)
Lineage: Eukaryota; Metazoa; Chordata; Actinopteri; Carangiformes; Carangidae
Gene: map7a
Product: ensconsin-like
Exons: 15
Coding region: 1-1980 (659 amino acids)
Biological process (GO): microtubule cytoskeleton organization
Cellular component (GO): microtubule cytoskeleton
Source: RefSeq, a predicted model, not a curated record
AUGCCAGGCUCAAUACCUACGAUGGCUGUGCAGAAGAAACAGAGUGUCAUCCCUCCAUCGCAGGGACCACUUUCUUCACGUACAAUCGACAGUCAAAGGAAGAGGAAUGGAUCUGAAAGAGCAUCAGAGAAUGGCUCUUGUAUCAAACCAAAUACGCAGGCCAAGAAAGCAGCCUGUCCUGUUCACAAGCCUGCCCAAAUCUCCAACUCAGUUUCUCCAAGGGCCACUGCAGUGGCUAAUGGACAAAAUAUUGACGAGAGGCUGAAAGCAGCACGAGAGAGACGAGAAGAGCAAGAGAAGUUACUUGCCUCUCGGGAGCUGAGCAGGUUGGAGCGGGAGCAACGGGCCAGGCUCUACUAUGAACAACAGCUGCAGGAGCGCAAGAAGAAACUCCUGGAGCAGCGGUACAAAGAGGAGACGAGGCGUGCUGCUGUGGAGGAGAAGCGCAAGCAGAGACUGAAGGAGGAGAAAGAGCGGCAUGAAUCUGCUGUGCGCAAAACAAUAGAGAAGAGCCAAAGGGCCCAACAGAAUCUCAGUCAAAACUCAAGAGGAAGGAAAGCCACCAAGAAUACUCCACGUCGCUUACCACUGACACCAUGGGAGAAGAACUUGGUCAGUCGCCUCCUUACCCCCACUUGCUCUUAUCUGGCCAGGAGCAAGAGCGCUGGCUGCGAGUCAGGAGAAGAAGUUGUCCAUGUUUGUCGCCGUGCAGUUUCAUUCCACUCCAUGAAUACCACCAACACCACCACCACCACUACCACCACCACCACCCCUCUCAAACCCCAGCAGCACUCUGGUUUGGUCCAACAGAGGCCAUAUGCCUCCCCCAGUCCCAACAACAGAAGCAUCAAUCUGGCGCAGAUCAAAGUAACAAAACAGCAAGAUGCCAAUAAGAAGAAGUCAAACAGGGGCUCAAAUAUCAGAUCACCUGGCGUCAAAACCAGCAUGAAACCAGCCACAGUCACAAAAAGCAGAACACCCUCCCCCUCACCAGAACGGAGUUCCCGCAGAUCAAUUAGCAGACAUUCAACCCCGCUGCAGCUCGAGCUCCCGUCGGUCCCUGAGGAAGAUGUUGCUGUUUGUAGUUCUGCCCUCGCUCCUGGUAACUCACGGCCUGUCAGGACAUCAGCUGGAGGUCAGAAAGAGAAAAUGAGGGCUGGAAAUGCACCAGAGACUCCGUGCUUGAACCUGCCAGAGACACAAAUGGAGGCUAUAACCAGAGCAACGAGAGAUGAAAGUCCUUCCCAGAUGCCUCCUCAUCCAGCUCCAAAGCCUCCUGAAGUUGUGAGCAGGCCCUCGGCUGGUACUACAGACCGAGAGGAGGCCUCUCGUCUCCUGGCUGAAAAGAGGAGAGAGGCCCGACUACAACGGGAGAGAGAGGAGCAGGAGCGUCUGCAGAGAGAGGAGGCAGAAAGGCGGAGUCGUGAAGAACUGGAGCGCAGGAGGGCAGAGGAGCGAGCGCGACAGCAGGCCGAGGCUCAGCAUCUCAUAGAGGAGAAGAGGAGACGGGAGGAAGAGGAGCAGAGACAAGCUGAGGAAGAGAGAGCUCAGGCCAUGAGGGAAGCCGCCCUUCUGCAGAAACAGAGAGAAGAGGAGCAAGCCAAAGAAAGGGCGAAAGCCGAGCAGAUCAAACAAGAGCGAGAAAUUCUUGCACAAAAAGAAGACGCAGAGCGCCAAGCAAGAAAAAAGCGACUUGAGGAGAUCAUGCGGAGAACCAGAAGGACAGAUUCUCCAGAUACGAAGUCUGUACCAGCGAGGAUCAUGCCAAAGGAAGCCCAACCAAAGGAAAACACAGAGCCUGUGCACAAUGGCACCAUAGAGGAUGCUGUCAAGCUGCCAGUGGGAACUAAGUCCUCACAGCUGGGGCUGAAGAAUGAGGAGGACAUGGUGCCUGUUGUGGCCUUCAAAGAACGCAGGUCUCUCAGAACGCUCACAGGCCUGGAGGAAAUCCAGACCCACCAACGAGCAGAGGUCAUCUGAACACCUUCAAAGUGGGCAAAGACUUUGAUGGAGAGCAGUGAUUUCUCUGCAAAAGAUGGGAAUUCCUGCAGUACAGCCAG